This is a messenger RNA of Saccharomycopsis crataegensis, 1395 nucleotides long. RefSeq names its product palmitoyltransferase PFA5 (gene PFA5). The transcript has a single exon. Lineage: Eukaryota; Fungi; Ascomycota; Saccharomycetes; Ascoideales; Saccharomycopsidaceae. Gene Ontology annotation, cellular component: Golgi apparatus; endoplasmic reticulum. The record is from RefSeq and is a predicted model, not a curated record. Gene Ontology annotation, molecular function: protein-cysteine S-palmitoyltransferase activity. Bases 1 to 1395 code for a protein of 464 amino acids. Gene Ontology annotation, biological process: protein targeting to membrane; peptidyl-L-cysteine S-palmitoylation.
AUGGCAGCUUUCAUCUCACAACUCAGAACAGUGUACUCGCGACUCCUCAAAAUGUUUGUCCCGAUAGGAGUCGUUGUAUUUCUUGGUUACUCAUCGUAUGUGUUUGUCAAGCCAUUAGCUAUUGAUUUAAUUGAUAAUGAGCAAACUCAGCCGAGUGUCGCCAUUGGAUUGAUAGUCACGUAUUGGAUUUUGCUUUUAUGUCUACUUUUCAAUUGGAUAAUGAUACUCAUCAAUGGACCAGGAGUCAUCAAUAAAAAGCUUACUCCUUACAAGUUGGUGACUUUCUAUGAUGAAGAUGGCCAUGAAAUUAGACAAAAUCAGUCAACACCUUCCCCGACACAACAAGCCAUUCCAGAUUAUUUCUUUUGCGAUAUCAAUGGAUAUCCAUACUAUUGCCCAGACUGCCAAUCACUCAAGCCGCUUAGAAGCCGUCAUUCCAAUGAAUUGGGUAAAUGUGUGGCAAAAAUGGAUCAUUACUGUACUUGGAUUGGAUCAAUCAUUGGUAAGAAAAACUACAAGAAUUUCAUGCAUUUUGCUUUCAACUUUUUGAUAUAUUUCUUUUAUUUCUUUAUCGUUCUACUUGUUUAUAUCCCCCAACAAGUUAAGUACAGAAAAUCCCUUGCCGCUGAUGAUUCUCUUCAUGAAACAUUUAUGAUUCAUGAGGCUAACCCAGUCACUAAGGAAUCAUUGGAAUUGAAAACGAAAGUUACAACCUAUAUGAAUCCGAAUUUGGGGAUAUUGUUAGUGGUUUCGUUCUUUUGGGUCAUCAUUUUAUCAAGUUUCUGGGGACAACAUGUUUGGUACCUUUCCAGAAAUGAGACAACUAUUGAACACCUUAAAGCUAAAAGAUCUAAGAAAAUCCAAAAAUUACUUGCUAAAGGUAAAAAACUUCCUUCGCAUUUAGAAAGUAUAAAGGACGAAAAAGUCUAUGUCAAUAUCAAAUACCAUGAUCAAAGAUUUAUUGUGGAAAUUGACCACACUGAUACUCCAUUCAAGAAACUGACUUUCAAGCGCAAUUUACAAGAAGUCUUUGGCCAAAGUAAUUUACUUACCUGGUGUAUUCCCCUAAAUUUUACCGCCAGAAAGAAAAAUGGCCAAACCGAUAUUGAAUCACAAUAUUGCAAGACUUUAUCGCCAGCGUUGACCUUAACCACCCAGAACGCCCCAGGCUCGAAAUCCCCGGUUUCCAGUACCAAUACUGGCUCCGAAAAUACCCAAACUGAAAAAAAUUCUUACUAUGAUCCAUCUGUGAAGAAUUCUUCCAAGUCCCAAGAUGAAGAAUGGUUACUCGACGAACGCUUCAGCGAUGAAUAUUUGGAACAUUUAUACCAAAAAAUCAAUGAUGGAAAAUCUAUCAAAUUCGUGAGUACCAUGGUCCUAAAGACGAACCCUUGA